AUGGAGGUGCAAAAGUUUAUUGCGGAGGAACCACAUAAGCAUGACAACGAAAAUGUUGAGCCCGUGUGUGAAGUUACUAGUGAGGAUGAUAGUUGUGAUAGCUCUGACAUAGUUGAGCCAAGUGUUGGAAUGGAGUUUGAUGAUGUUGAAGCUAUUAAAAGUCAAGCUGCAUAUGAAUCUUUUGGAGAUAUUGUUAGUUUUGAUACAACCUACCUAACCAACAAGUAUGACAUGCCCUUUGCUGCUUUUGUUGGUGUAAAUCACCAUGGUCAAUGCAUAUGUGGGAAGGCACCUAAUGGGAUUGUGACUGACCAAUGUAAGGCUAUGCAAAAUGCUAUUGCAAUAGUUUUGCCUAAUACUCGGCACAGAUGUCUAACGAAGGAUGAUUUUGAAGAGAAAUGGUAUUCUUUGUUGAAGAAGUUUGAUGUUGAACAAAAUCAAUGGUUGUGUAGAUUAUUUAAAGACCAGCAUAAAUGGGUGCCAAUAUAUUUAAAACAAGAUUUUUGGGUUGGACUAUCAACCACACAAAGAAGUAAGAGUGUACAUGCCUUUUGUGAUGGAUAUCUAAACUCAAAGACAAGCCUACAACAGUUUAUGAAGCAAUAUGACAAUGCAUUAAGGAGCAAGGUGGAGAAGGAAGUGGAGACUGACUUUCGCACAAUGAACAUAACAAUUCAGUGUGGGUCAAACUCUCUUAUUGAGAGACAAUUUCAAGUUGAGUAUACGAAUGCCAAGUUUGCUGAAGUUCAAGCAGAAUUUAGAGGUAAAAUGAAUCGUGCUACAGCAAUAAAAUUUGAGGUUAGAACUAUCAUUUCAUACAAUAUGUGUGAGGAUUUUAUAUUUGGUAAUCAGAUGAAAGAAGCCAAGUUUGAGGUUAUUUUUAAUAGGGAAAGUAAGGACAUUAGUUGUCAGUGCUUGCUAUUUGAAUUCAGAGGUAUAAUGUGCAAACAUUCUCUUUCGGUGCUUGAAAUUGAAAGAGUUAAGCAAGUACCUUCUAAGUAUAUUCUUAAUAGAUGGAGCAAGAAUAUUAAACGAAGACAUCCAUACAUCAAGGCGAGCUAUGAUAAAAUUGAAUUGAAGCCAAUGAAGGAGAGGUAUGAUAAUCUGUGUAAGCAUUUCUAUAAUGUGGCUGAAAUAGUUGCAAAUUUUGAGGAAGCAAGCAAUCACCUUCACACAACACUUCAUAAUUUCACUUCAAACUUGCCAACCAUAUGUUCUUCUUUGAAUAAACAUUCCAAUGACGAAGACAUUGCUUACAAUUUGGGUGAAGAGUGUCCAAUUCAAAUGAAUACAAUUCAUAGCUCCACAUGUGUAGCAUGUAAAGGUCGGCCAACAACCAAAAGGAAGGUGUCCAAAUGCGAGAAGGUUGUAAGAAAGUAUAACAAAAAAUGCAUGAAGUCAAGUGCAAACUUGCUGAUUGAGGAAUCAUUGGGUGGAACUGUUGCUAAGCAGUGUAAAAGUAACUUAUGCAUUCAGUCAUCGAUCAAGGUUCAAAUGAAUGAAAGUGUUGAAGUUUCGAUGUUUGAAGAAAUCAUAUUGGGGUCACAGUCAUCUAUCUUGUAG
Messenger RNA from Abrus precatorius (Indian licorice), 1563 nucleotides. Its product is annotated as protein FAR-RED ELONGATED HYPOCOTYL 3-like. NCBI's taxonomy places the organism in Eukaryota, Viridiplantae, Streptophyta, Magnoliopsida, Fabales, Fabaceae. The transcript has 6 exons. Gene Ontology annotation, molecular function: zinc ion binding. The record is from RefSeq and is a predicted model, not a curated record. Gene Ontology annotation, biological process: regulation of DNA-templated transcription. The coding region runs from base 1 to 1563 and encodes 520 amino acids.